This is a messenger RNA of Portunus trituberculatus (swimming crab), 4111 nucleotides long. Its product is annotated as E3 ubiquitin-protein ligase RNF14-like. The coding region runs from base 301 to 1881 and encodes 526 amino acids. Gene Ontology annotation, biological process: ubiquitin-dependent protein catabolic process; protein polyubiquitination; positive regulation of proteasomal ubiquitin-dependent protein catabolic process. The record is from RefSeq and is a predicted model, not a curated record. Gene Ontology annotation, molecular function: zinc ion binding; ubiquitin conjugating enzyme binding; ubiquitin protein ligase activity. Gene Ontology annotation, cellular component: ubiquitin ligase complex; cytoplasm. NCBI's taxonomy places the organism in Eukaryota, Metazoa, Arthropoda, Malacostraca, Decapoda, Portunidae. The transcript is spliced from 7 exons.
UGGGUAGGAAAUACUUGACACAUGAGUAAACUAAAUUGACAUGAUAUUAUGUAACGGAACUUAAUUUGCUCGUUUCUGUUAUGUAGAAGUACAUUAUAAUUCUGUGAUGCAAUGAACGAAAUUGCAUAACAUUUGAUCAUGAAGAGCACCGCCGUACAGAGGCAAGAACGAACAGGCAGCCAGUCAGCUGAGCUUGAGCGGUAGUGAUGGUGUACUAGGGGAAUCGAGAGCAUCCAAGAACAUAACACAAGUGGAGUGCAUGAGACUGCAUGACCUCCUUUCUCUUCACAGAAUUGGAAUAUGUCCCUUGAUGCUGAAUCUCAGGAGGAUGAAUUGCUUGCACUGGCCAGUAUCUAUGAAGAAAGCUUUACAUCUAUCGAGGCAGAAGCGGAGGCGGAAGUUGAUGGCAGCAGCACAACCCAUGGUGGUGUGCUGAUAAUCCACUUAGACCUUCCUCCAGACUUUACAUUGCUGUCAAGGCCCACAAAGAACACUGGUGAAGCCAUAGAGGAGAGGCACCAGGUGGAGUAUCUUCCUCCCAUCCACCUCCACUUCACUUUCCCAACCACAUACCCCUCACAGCACCCACCAUGCUUCACCCUCUCCUGCAAGUGGCUCAACAGAACACAGUUAACUCAACUGUGCCAAAAACUGGAUUCCCUGUGGAAGGAGAAUGAGGGUUGUGUGAUCACCUUCACCUGGGCACAGUUCUUGAAGGAGGAAGCCAUGGACUUUUUAGAUUUAACUGACACAUUAGACUUAGAUACUAUAAAACCCAUUCGCAUCACUUAUGGCCCAUCACAUGCCUGUGGCCUUGUGGCAGACGUGAACCAAGAACAUAGUGGUGCUGUGUACAGUCCUAGUGGGGAGAAAUGUGAUACUAGUAAUAAUUCUUGUAGUGAUAGUGAUGGUGCUACGGUUGGCACAAACUCAACUUUAACCAGGCAGAACAGCCAGAAUUAUGACAAAAGAGCCAUACAGGACAUUGGCCCCAAAACAAAUCUACUUAAUCUCUUGAGGGAUUACAAUGAAGAGAUAAGGAAAAAAGUGUUCAAGUCAAGAGUGUUCGAAUGCAAGGUUUGUUUCAUGGAGAAGCUUGGUGCCAACUGUCUUGAGUUUUGGCCGUGCCACCAUGUGUACUGCAAGGAGUGUAUGGCUUCCUUUUUCUCAGUCCAGAUCAGUGAAGGCAACAUCAAAUUCCUCAAGUGUCCUGAAGACAAGUGUGAUUCAGAGGCCAACCCAAAGCAGGUUCAGGAGGUGGUUUCAGCUGACUUGUAUAAUCGCUGGGAUGAAAUGCUGCUUAAUUCAACAUUAUCAUCACUGGGGGACAUCCAGCCAUGUCCUCGCCUGCACUGCCAGUAUCCUGUCACCAUUGAGGAGGGACAGGGCCAGUGUCCAUCUUGCAAAUUUGUCUUCUGUGGGAUAUGUCGGUUUGGCUGGCAUGGCAUUGAGCCCUGUCGCUUGAAGCAUAGUGAGUCUAAGAAGAUCAUGGAAAUAUACAUCAAUGGAACUGAAGACCAAAAGAAGCUUCUUGAGGAUCAGUAUGGCAAGAAGUACCUGUGUUCUCUGAGAGAUGAAUACCUCUCACUGAAUUAUUUAGAAGAGAACUCAAAAAGAUGUCCUAAGUGUCGUGCUAAAAUAGAGAAGGUGGAUGGCUGCAACAAAAUGACAUGCCAGCAGUGCAGUAUCUAUUUCUGCUGGCUGUGUAUGGCCAUUUUGAACGUUGGUAAUCCUUACAACCACUACAAUGACCGCAACUCUCCGUGCUACAACCAACUCUUCCUUGGUGCAGAUGAAGAUGAUAUGGAUAUGUGGGGCUUUGAUGAUGAUGAUGAUGUUGAUGAUGGUGAUUAUCAUGAUUAUGAAGAUGAUGUAGAGUAACUAUAAUUGUUUGGCAGCACUUAACUCCUUGAAUGUUAGGAUCACAAAAUAUAGUACUCAUAUAUCACUGAUAUUCUGAAAGGUUAUUGAUAAAAUUCAAAUAUUUAUUUUUUUGUUUAACAUUGCAAUUUUAUUAUAAUCAUAAGUGAAUACAGUAAGCUAUGAUACUUUCUAAAAAUUUUAAUCUUGAUCAUGAGAAAUAUUGCUGUUUCAUGUAUAAACAAAAACCUGGUGAAUUUCUGAUAUUUGAUUUAGGUUAGUUAGUUAAAGGAUCCUCAAACUCAUUUUUCUGAUUGAUUAUAGGCUCUAUUUUGUAAAUUUUCUUUCCAAUAACUCUUCUGUUAACAUUUAUUUGUGACCUCUAUGUAUUGUGAAAUUUUUAUUUACAAGUUGCUUUCUUUCAUUUGAAACUCGUAAGUAGGCACAUACUAUAUAUUACUAGAUUCACAAGAUUAUCUUUAUGAUCAUAUUUUGAAAAGCUAACUGUCAGAGAUCACUAGCAUAUGGUAAUUGCUGGAUUAUUUUUAUCUGUCUUUCAAGAUGUCAUGUUGGUAUGGUAGUAGUAGUAGUACCCGUAGCAACAGAAGUAGUUAUAAUAUUAGUAGUAAUAACCUUAUUGUUCCACACCUUUGCCAAGCAUACUCAGUGUGGAAAGCAGGUUUUGAAAGACUUUAGUCACUGAAAGUAAUUUGAAUUAAGACACAUUAAGUUUUAUAAGGGGCAAGUGAGAAGCGAGCCAUACAGUGCCUGUGAUGGAUAAUAUGAUGAGUGGACAUUGAGGAUGCUUCCUUCCAUCACUGGGAAGAGAUGAUAGCAGUUGCCCUCUUGUGCCUAUAUUAUUGCAAGGAAAGUAAACUUUUAAAGGUCUUUCUGAUUUAUUCAUGAGGUUGCAAAAUAUGAUAGAUGAGUUCUUUAAAAGUACAAUCCUCUUGAAGGUGAUAUCAGACACAGCAAUGUUUUAUAUUGUUUGAUAAUAGUGGCGGUGACAAGAAUGAAGAUGUGUAUAGAAUUUUUGGUGCUUGUAUUUUCACUGUUUCUCUUACUUGUCUGCAUAUCAGUGUUUAUGUUCUUAUGGAUUCUCCAGUUUUCACAAAGUAUGACACAUGAAUGGCACAUGCGUGGUGCCCAGUAGGAUCAAUGAGAUGUGUAGUGGAAAUCUACAUGAUGAGAUAGCCAUAUUGUAACAUUUCCUACUAAGUGUCCUGACUCUUCAGAGCAAACAGUGGCAAUGGUAAUAAACUUAAUUUUCAUUAUGUAUGCUAUUACAGUAUUUGUUUAUUCUGAUAUAUAUAUAUAUAUAUAUAUAUAUAUAUAUAUAUAUAUAUAUAUAUAUAUAUAUAUAUAUAUAUAUAUAUAUAUAUAUAUAUAUAUAUAUAUAUUCAGAACCAUUCCACUUGUCUUCCGAAUAUAAAAAGAAAGAUCAUAAAGGGAGGAAAAAAAUGGUUGGUUGUUUGUUAUUUAGUAUUGUUCAAUGCCUCAAAAACUCAAUUCUUCCAUCUAUGAACUUGACACAACCUUCCAGACAACUAUCCCCUCUUCUUUAGUAACACUUAAUUGUCCCCCUCUUUUAUACCAAACAUCUUCACUCUCUCCUUUACGCAUGAUCUGAACACUUUUUUUUUUUUUUUUUGGGGGGGUUAACUCUUUUCCUUCUGUACAUGGACUGGCACCUCAGUGGGCAUCUUUCUUUUUUUGCCCUUGGCCAAUUUCCCCUCCCAUAAGAAAAAAAAAUUAUGGCUAUGGAUGUUUAAAUGAGUAUUGUUUGGAUUAUUAAAACAACAUGGCUUAGUAGUUGGUGAUAUAUGUAAAUAAAAGUUGUAUGUAGAUGAUUUUUCAUAUUGUAUAAAAGAAUAACUCCUUGUCCAUACAACAUUCAUGUAUUAGUUAAUUGAUAAGCAUGGGUGUUCAGAAAAUUAUUCAGAAAGUGGUUAAAUAUUUUUUUACCCUGAGGAGUAUGUUUAUAGUCUUAGCCCGAAGAACAAUAAUCAUGUUGACAAACAUGAACAACACACCUCAAGCUUGAUAAUUUCCAAAAAAAAAGAAGUCAGUGAUAUAUCCAUCUCUAAAUUUUGAGGCACUUUUAGUUUGGUAUUUUAGUAUACUGCUUUAGUGUGCCAUGGUGAACCUACAUGCUCAUUAUUGUGUCCGCAAUUAUUUUUCUCUGUAUGUAUUCAUUCUGAUGAAAUUUAUUGAACUUAUAUAAGAAAUAAAGUGAAAUUAAGGACUUGAA